Molecule: messenger RNA, 500 nt
Organism: Condylostylus longicornis
Lineage: Eukaryota; Metazoa; Arthropoda; Insecta; Diptera; Dolichopodidae
Exons: 4
Coding region: 75-500 (141 amino acids)
Source: RefSeq, a predicted model, not a curated record
AAAAUUUUAAAUAAAAAUAUUUAUAAAACCAGAAAAACAAACAUACUAAAAAAAAUUACUAUAUUGAAACCAUCAUGGCAUCAACCAGUGGUAUUGUGAUGAGUACAAAAGAUCACACGUCAAUACAAAUUGGUGGACGUCGAAAAUCACAUAAGAAAAUAGAGAAUCGUCGAUCUAAAAGUAAUAUUAGAAAUCGACCUAAAAUUGCACAUAUAUCUACAAUUGAAGAAGUUACAAGUCCACCAUCAACAUCAGAAUAUCAUAUUGUUGAUUUAUCAAAAGAACAAACAAAUGAAGAAAAAUCAAAUGUAGAUAGAAUAGAAGAAGUUGAAGAUACAAAAUCGGAGAAAAGAAAUAAAUGGUGUCCCUGUCCUGCUAGUAUAAGAAACUAUUUUCAGAGAUUUUGGAGUAAAAUGUCUGGCGCUGAACAUAGUGAAGAAGAAGGAGAUGGAAAUAAAUAUGAUUACUAUGACUAUUUAGCUAAAAAAGGAUAUCGAUGA